CUGCUGACUGGCUAGUUAGACUAGAGCCGUAUGUUAUAGAAUGGGAGACAGCAAACACAAAUCUAUGGCACGAGAAUCACAAUUUCGAUCUCGAUGAAUUCAAUCUCUAUUUGCGGCGCUACAUGACCGGAACACGGUUACGCAUUGUUGAGUACUCCCACCCAGAGGAGAUAUCGGAUCCUACUCCGUCGGAUAUGUACCCGAGCUAUGAUACUUCCGGCUCUAGGCAGUACGCGGCUACCUUGACACGCGAACUCUACGACGACGUGACCACCUUUGGACGAUCACUAUCGUCUGGACCUCUUCUUCAGCAUCGUCCAGUGGUACAGCCCUUCUUGGAAAGAAUUCAGAAUAAGAUACGGACUGUGUACGAGGCUAUCACGUGCACCCGGAGAACCGAUGUUGUUCAGCACCAGCAGGAGCAGCCGCGUCACUCCAUGCACCGACAUCAACCACGUCCACGUCUAGCACCUCAGCCGACAGCCAGGCCACCCCGUCCUGACCAACCUGGCAGUUCUACGUGGCACCCGCAGCACUAUGGUCCCACGUCGAGCUUCGUGUUUUCUCCACAGCCACAGCAACAUGGUCCCUCGUCGAGCUUCGUGUUUUCUCCACAGCCACAGCAGCACGGUCCCUCGUCCAGUUUCGUGUUUGAGCCAGAGCAGACGUCACACCCAGCAGGAGCCUAUGGAUAUCAGGCGUCUAUGUCGGCAUCACAUGAUACGUGGGGGAGUGAUCAACAUCCCGAGGACAACAUACAGGCUCAGAUGUCGCAGCACACCCAGUGGAUGAACAUGUUUUCGACUCCUCCACCAGGCCCCACACAGGAUACACAGCAUGACCAGGGAGAGUCUGAGAUUCCUCCUCGUCACGUUAGGGCACCCGACAGGUUGGGAUGGUCCCCGAUUCCAGAUCCGCCUCCCCGCCAGGCCAGACGUCGUCACUGACGCUUCUAUGUAUCUGUAUCAGUAGAGACAUUACCAUCUAUUUCUGUGUAAGACUUAUGUCUAUUCUAUGUAUGAGACAAAUGAC
Aegilops tauschii subsp. strangulata is the source of this 1032-nucleotide messenger RNA. The record is from RefSeq and is a predicted model, not a curated record. NCBI's taxonomy places the organism in Eukaryota, Viridiplantae, Streptophyta, Magnoliopsida, Poales, Poaceae.